CCAGCACCAGCACCAACACCCUGCCGAACAGCCCAAAGACGACCCUCCGUACGGUAACAAGCACCCAUGCCGCAACCCCCCGAGACACACCCGCACCGGAAACGAAACCGCGGGGAACCCCACGAACCGGACCCGGAGGGGGGCCUCCCCCCGGUGGUCCUCCUCCGGGGGCCCACGGGGGAAGGCCCCUCCGGCGGGGGGGCCUUUGCGGUUCCCGCGGUCYACCGCGACCGGUACGGGGACACCUCCGGGGGAGGGGGGAAGGACCACCGAUCGUCUCUGCGAAGGGCCAUCGCCCGGGCCUUUGAAGAAUACCAGGCGGUCUACCUGCCCGGGUAUGCCGGGGGCGGAAGCCCGGGAACUCCCCACCCCCUGUGCUGGGAGGAGCUGGGAUCCGUCUACGAGCGCCUCGGGGACGCCGACAAGGAAUCCCUUUGCAUCGAACACCGUUUCGCGGAGGAACAGAACCAGAACAGCGGCCGAGACGGUGGGACCCCCGCCGCCGCCAGCCGUUUCCUGUGCAGCAAAGUCGACCCCAGAGCUUCCGGGUAUUGCAGCUUUACGGUCCAGAACGACACGAAGGCGCUGUCCGAGAUGCUCGAACGGCUGCCGGUAAAAGAUCCCGUUGCGGAAGCAGAACCCACCCUCCCGUCUGCUCCCGCUCCGGCCCCCGCAGGCGACAAGGGCGCGGCCGGGUGGUCCUACGAGCCGUGCUUGUGGAUYUUCUUUGGUCGGAACCGGGCCAACGCCGGGGSCAACGCCGACCUCGAGGGCCGCCCCGAACACACGGACCAGAUAUCCCACGAUGGAACGUGGCACUACCAAUUGUCGGGCACCAAGCGGUGGUGGCUCCGGCCCACGCCACAGCUCCUGCGGAGGUGGGAGAAGGAACGAAASGGCCCAAAGCGCAGGCGUGCCGGGGGCAGCAGCGAAAGCGGCGGUGCUUYCGAAGGGGAGAACGAAGGCCCCGGAGACGAAGACCGGGGCCUUCCCGAACCCCUCUCCAUCGAUUGCCGAGAGGGGGACGUGCUGGUCGUCAACACCCGCCUGUGGAAGCACCGAACGGUGCUGCCGACCCAGCCGGGCCCGAGCGUCUCCUACGCGAGGGAUUUCUGGACAAGGGAGCGGGAGGCGCCCGGGGCGUCCAAGGGAGGCACCGGUGCCAUGACCAACGUGGACGGCCUCUACGCGGCGGACGACAUCGAGGAAAACACGGUCGUCUUUACGGAGGAAACCAUGCCCGGCUGCGAGCUGCAYCGGGCCGGCACGCGGGAGGCCGCGAACUGCUUCGUCGCCGAGCUCGAGGACGGGACGCAGGCCGUGGUCUCGUCGCGGUUCAUCGCGGCGGGCGAAUUCUUUUGCGUCCCCGAGAGCGACGACAGCGACGGAAGCUGGGGGGACCACGACGAAAGCGAAGACGACGAGUCCGGAGAGGAACAAUGCAUCGUGGUUCCUUGACCCAUUGCUAAUGCUAGAACC
Messenger RNA from Pseudo-nitzschia multistriata, 1479 nucleotides. Lineage: Eukaryota; Bacillariophyta; Bacillariophyceae; Bacillariales; Bacillariaceae. The record is from the annotation of a GenBank genome assembly.